This is a messenger RNA of Aspergillus novofumigatus IBT 16806, 1014 nucleotides long. RefSeq names its product putative peptidyl prolyl cis-trans isomerase (CypC) (gene cyp1). Gene Ontology annotation, cellular component: catalytic step 2 spliceosome. Gene Ontology annotation, molecular function: peptidyl-prolyl cis-trans isomerase activity. Bases 62 to 547 code for a protein of 161 amino acids. The record is from RefSeq and is a predicted model, not a curated record. Gene Ontology annotation, biological process: protein peptidyl-prolyl isomerization; protein folding. NCBI's taxonomy places the organism in Eukaryota, Fungi, Ascomycota, Eurotiomycetes, Eurotiales, Aspergillaceae. The transcript is spliced from 3 exons.
CUCUGGUGGAAGCACGAUCUCGAAGAUAUCCAAUUUCUUCAUCUGGCUACUUUCAGAAACAAUGGCGACCGAUGUUGUAUUCGACACGAGUAUGGGCUCCUUCACGGUAGAGCUUUACAACGAGCAUGCGCCAAAGACUUGCAGAAAUUUCGCGAUUCUGGCGCAACGAGGUUAUUACAACAACGUAAUUUUCCACCGCAUUAUUCCCAACUUCAUGGUACAGACCGGCGAUCCUACUGGUACCGGCAGGGGAGGCAGUUCAAUCUACGGCGAGAAGUUUGAGGAUGAGAUUCAUCCGGGUCUCAAGCACACAGGAGCUGGCGUCUUGAGCAUGGCGAACAGUGGACCCAACACCAACGGCAGCCAGUUCUUCAUCACCCUUGCGCCUACGCCGUGGCUAGAUGGAAAGCACACAAUUUUCGGUCGAGUGAAAAGCGGAAUGCGGGUAAUACAGCGAAUGGGACUCGUCAAGACGAAUUCUGAGGAUAGGCCGGUCGAUGAGGUCAAGAUUAUUCGCGCCAAAGUCGUGGAAGAAGGCGAGGAGUGAGACGAGCUGCAAUGCGUUCUAUCACAGACGUAUUUCAGGAUUCGAAGCUACGUGCACAUGCAUUGGUAUCUUCAUCACACGCCUCUCUCGGACGGAGUCUGGAGAAAGAUACUCGAAGGAUAACAGCCUAAACCUCCAGUAUGCGGGCACGAUGUACCGCUUGACGCCGUGGUGACAAGAAACGCGGCACUCGAAACGAGGCGCCAUGUUCACCCAGGCGUUAGGAAUUUGUACUAAGGUUGCUACAUGUAUAUGCCAUCUGUCUACCUUUUCCAUAGCACAGAGAGCUACAAUAUGACGAUAUGUAUCACUACAAACGAACCGCUUCCAUCAGAUGUCUCCAUCCGGAGCAGCAGAUACAGAGUGAUAUAAUCCGAUCUACCACUCCCUGUAAGGACAAGACCAAUGAAGGCUUGUCGGUAGAGACGAAUCUGCUAUGGUAAAGCGCAGAAUGCCGUGCAAAGCAC